Messenger RNA from Helicoverpa zea (corn earworm), 2662 nucleotides. Its product is annotated as nascent polypeptide-associated complex subunit alpha, muscle-specific form-like. Lineage: Eukaryota; Metazoa; Arthropoda; Insecta; Lepidoptera; Noctuidae. The transcript has 7 exons. The record is from RefSeq and is a predicted model, not a curated record. The coding region runs from base 113 to 2599 and encodes 828 amino acids.
ACCAAUGUUACUCAAAUAAUGUCGGCUUAUUUACUCAUAUGUCGUAUAUAAGCGGUAUGUAGCCUUAAUUAGGCAAAAUAUUCACACAAUAUUCAGUCGAAAAGUGGUCAAAAUGGGUAGGCUAGUGGUUUUAUUGUGUUUGAUAAGCGUCUGUCAUGGAAAGUUCAGUCUAUUCUUCAACGACUUAGAAAUGCCGUCUUCAAAGAAUGCGGCUUCAAAACAAGCAGUAACCACGCCCAAAGCCAAGCCAUCCAUAUUCGACCUUCCAUCCAUUUUCGAUCCUCACAAGAAGGGAGCAUCCACUCCUGAUCCCAUUUCCAAUUUCGUGUCAAACGUGUUUAAACCACCGAAACCCGAUGACAAGAUAUUUGGUUUGCCGAAUAUAUUUUCGGCUUUCUUACCUUCAACACCGCAACCAGAUAAAUCGGUCAAUGCCGUUCCUGGUUCGAAUCCUGUAGGUAAUCCUCCAUCCGCCACUGGGGUAACUCCCCCAUCUGCUGCCGGUGCUACUCCUCCCUCCGCCGCUGGGGUAACUCCCCCGUCUGCUGCUGGGGUAACUCCCCCGUCUGCCGCUGCUGCGACUACGCCAGCAGCAGGAGCUGUCACUACUCCCUGUCCUGCCGGUGCUACUACUCCCUCCGCCGCUGGCGUGACUCCUCCCUCCACCGCUGGCGUGACUACUCCCUCCGCCGCUGGCGUGACUACUCCCUCCGCCGCUGGCGUGACUCCUCCCUCCGCCGCUGGCGUGACUACUCCCUCCGCCGCUGGCGUGACUCCUCCCUCCGCCGCUGGCGUGACUACUCCCUCCGCCGCUGGCGUGACUACUCCCUCCGCCGCUGGCGUGACUCCUCCCUCCGCCGCUGGCGUGACUACUCCCUCCGCCGCUGGCGUGACUCCUCCCUCCGCCGCUGGCGUGACUACUCCCUCCGCCGCUGGCGUGACUACUCCCUCCGCCGCUGGCGUGACUCCUCCCUCCGCCGCUGGCGUGACUACUCCCUCCGUCGCCGGGGUAACUCCUCCAUCUGCCGCCGGGGUAACUCCUCCCUCUGCCGCUGGGGUAACUCCUCCCUCCGCCGCUGGGGUAACUCCUCCCUCCGCCGCUGGCGUGACUACUCCCUCCGCCGCUGGCGUGACUACUCCCUCCGCCGCUGGCGUGACUACUCCCUCCGCCGCUGAUGCGACCACGCCCGCGGCAGGUGCUGUCACUACUCCGUCUGCCGCUGGGGUAACAACCCCCCCUCCUGCCGGGGUAACAACUCCGUCUGCCCCAGGGGUAACACCCCCGUCUGCCGCAGGGGUAACUCCCCCUUCUGCAGCUGGCGUAACUCCUCCCUCCGCCUCUGAUGCGACUACACCUGCGGUAGGAGCUGUCACCACUCCCUCUGCUGCCGGUGUUACUACGCCUGCACCGGGAGCAGUUACCACACCCUCUGCCGCCGGGGUUACUCCUCCGUCCGCCGCUGAUGCGACCACGCCUGCAGUAGGUGCUGUCACUACUCCCUCCGCCGCUGGCGUGACUCCCCCGUCUGCCGCUGGCGUGACUCCCCCGUCCGCCGCUGGCGUGACUCCCCCGUCUGCCGCUGGCGUGACUCCCCCGUCCGCCGCUGGCGUGACUCCCCCGUCUGCCGCUGGCGUGACUCCCCCGUCUGCCGCUGGCGUGACUCCCCCGUCCGCCGCUGGCGUGACUCCCCCGUCUGCCGCUGGCGUGACUCCCCCGUCUGCCGCUGGCGUGACUCCCCCGUCCGCCGCUGGCGUGACUCCCCCGUCCGCCGCUGGCGUGACUCCCCCGUCUGCCGCUGGCGUGACUCCCCCGUCUGCCGCUGGCGUGACUCCCCCGUCUGCCGCUGGCGUGACUCCCCCGUCCGCCGCUGAGGUGACUCCCCCGUCUGCCGCCGGAGUAACUCCUCCUUCUCUUGCUGGCAUCACUCCACCCUCCGCCGCUGGCAUCACUCCUCCUUCCGCCGCUGGGGUAACUCCUCCUUCUCUCGCUGGCAUCACUCCUCCCUCCGCCGCUGGGGUAACUACUCCUUCUCUCGCUGGCAUCACUCCUCCCUCCGCCGCUGGGGUAACUCCUCCUUCUCUCGCUGGCAUCACUCCUCCCUCCGCCGCUGGGGUAACUCCUCCUUCUCUCGCUGGCAUCACUCCUCCCUCCGCCGCUGGGGUAACUCCUCCUUCUCUAGCUGGCAUCACUCCUCCCUCCGCCGCUGGGGUAACUCCUCCUUCUCUCGCUGGCAUCACUCCUCCCUCCGCCGCUGGGGUAACUCCUCCUUCCCUCGCUGGCAUCACUCCUCCUUCCGCUGCCGGGGUAACUCCGCCCUCCGCCCUAACUCCCCCCGCAGCACCUGGGUUAGGAAGUCCUCCAUCCGUCCCCGGAUUGCCGUCUGGCUUUCCUCAAAUACCUGGAGCUGGGGGUAUUGGAGACUUGGCGCAAGGAUUUGCAAGUAUACCUGCAGGUGCUGCGACAGCGAUGGCAGGAAAAGCAGCUGAAAUAGCAGAUACUGCAGCAGAUUUAACUGGAAAAGCAGCCAACGCCGCAGUUGGAGUAGCUGCAGACUGGGCUGGCAAAGCAUCUAAUUUAGCAGGCACAUUUUUAGGCUGAACGAAGAAUAGCCAUGACUGUAAAUUAUAUUACAUCUAAGGAGAAAUAAAAAUCAAAAUUUCA